This is a messenger RNA of Cryptomeria japonica (Japanese cedar), 720 nucleotides long. RefSeq lists its product as uncharacterized. The record is from RefSeq and is a predicted model, not a curated record. Bases 1 to 720 code for a protein of 239 amino acids. The transcript is spliced from 2 exons. NCBI's taxonomy places the organism in Eukaryota, Viridiplantae, Streptophyta, Pinopsida, Cupressales, Cupressaceae.
AUGAGAGUUUGGAAACAGUGCAAUGGGUUUUUUAGGAAAUCGGAUGGAGCUUCCAGUGGCUUGGGAUUUAUUUGGAACCCCAUGAAUGUUAAGAUCUCACUCAUGCGAGAAGAUAAGUAUUGGCAACAUUGCUUGGUCACUAUUCUUGGACAUAAUGAGAGCUUAAAUAUCUUCAAUAUGUACGGACCUUCUUCUGCUGGUGAUAAGCAGGCUCUCUGGGAUCUCCAAUCUAUUAAGCUAAACAGUAUUACUGAUGGAAUGACUAAGGAUCUAUUCAUCAAAGAAAAUUCUCUCAAAUUAGACCUAAAUGAAAUCCUUAGAUGUGAGGAAAUCCACUGGCAGCAAAAAUCAAGGGAGUUAUGGUUAAAGGAAGGAGAUAAAAAAACCAAAUUCUUCCAGCGGUCAGCCAUUGCCAAUCGAAACAGAAACAGAAUAUUAGAGAUUAUGAGGUCGGAUGGAAUCACUGUCAAGAAUUACGAGGACAUUGCACAUGAAGUUGUAAGGUUAUUUGAUUCUCUGUUGAAUGGGGACCAUCAGAUCGAUCAUGAAGCAAGAGCCAUAAUUCUGAACUCAAUCCCAUCCACCAUCUCUUCUAAUCAAAAUACAGCUCUCUGUACACCCAUUUCUAUUGAUGAAGUAAGGAAGACCACCUUCCAUUUGAAACCGGAUAAGACUCCUGGCCCGGACAACUUCCCUAUCGCGUUAUUCCAUCAUUACUAG